AUGCCAUCAAACAGGAUCCGAACGUCGAAGGAUGAGGAUAGCAAACUUCGGGGGAGACCAGUCGAUAUAGUCGUAGGAGCUGAGAAACAAGUCUUCAGUGUCCAUGAAGCGCUGGUCCGAGCCUCCUCUUCAUUCUUCGACAAGGCCAUGGCGAGUGAUUGGAAGGAGUCUCAGCAACGCACCAUCCACCUACCAGAUGAUGAAUCCGAAAUAUUUGCGUUAUAUGUGCACUGGCUCUAUUACGGCACUCUUCCUGUCUUUUGUGAUGAGCCGGGUCUCCCAGGAAAUUCUGAAUACCUUAACUUAGUUAAGACUUACGUCCUGGGAGAUAAAAUACUUGACUGCAAGUUUCAAGACGCGGCCAUUGACGCUAUUGUGGAGAAAUGCCUGUCGAAAGCACAAGAUGGGGCAAGUUGGUUCCCCGUUGGCGAGGUGAUAAGGUAUGCAUUCGACAACACAAGCGAGUCGGCUCCAAUUCGCGAACUACUCGUGGAUAUGUACGCAAUUUAUGGAAAAAGAGUAUGGCUCCAAGAUUGGGCAGAGCCGGCAAAUGUUCCGCAGCCGUUUCUGUUCAAGCUUGCUUCGAAGCUCUUAGAUUGGCGAAACGGUACUAAACUGUCCUUCCAACCCUAG
Molecule: messenger RNA, 633 nt
Organism: Aspergillus lentulus
Lineage: Eukaryota; Fungi; Ascomycota; Eurotiomycetes; Eurotiales; Aspergillaceae
Source: RefSeq, a predicted model, not a curated record